UUCCGUGAGGCAUUGAAUGCCUCGUACCAUCUGUGAUUUAUUGUAACCCUUGAGUGGCUCUUGAGAAUUCAGAUAAUUAGUUCAGUCCAAGAGGCAGAGAGGCAGAGGCAGAGGCAGAGGCAGAGAGGCAGAGAAAAAUGGGAUCGGUAUCAAUACCGGAGGCGAAACUAAACUCCGGUCACGCCAUACCCGUCGUCGGCAUGGGGACGGCGUCGUACCCGAUAGCGACGCCGGAGACCUUCCGCACGGCAAUACUGGAGGCCAUCGCCCUCGGAUAUCGCCACUUUGACACCGCCUCUUUCUACGGCACGGAGCAACGCCUGGGCGAGGCUGUGGCCGAGGCCAUCCAUCGAGGCCUCGUCAAGCGCGACGAUCUCUUCAUCACCUCCAAGCUCUGGUGCACUGACGCCCACGCCGACCGCGUCCUCCCCGCUCUUCGCCAGUCCCUUCGCAGAACUCUGCGACUCGAAUACAUCGAUCUUUACCUGGUGCACUGGCCUUUAAGCAUGAAACCGAAAGACUCCAAAUUCCCCGUCGACAAGGAAGACUUUCUCCCCAUCGAUCUCAAGGCAGUUUGGGCGGCGAUGGAGGAGUGCCAGAGGACGGGUCUCACCAAAUCCAUUGGAGUCAGCAACUUCUCUUGCAACAAACUGGAGCAACUCCUCUCCACGGCUUCAAUUCCCCCUGCUGUGAACCAGGUAGAAAUGCAUCCUGUUUGGCAACAGAGGAAGCUGGUGCCGUUUUGCAAGGAGAAAGGGAUCAUGAUCUGUGCCUAUUCUCCGCUGGGAUCCAACGGAACUCCAUGGGGUUCCAACAAGGUCAUGGAAUGUGAUGUGCUGAAAGAGAUAGCGCUCGACAAUGGCAAAUCCUUAGCUCAGAUCUCAUUGAGGUGGUUGUUUCAGCAAGGCGUGGGCAUCAUCGUUAAAAGCUUCAGUAAGGAGAGAAUGGCAGAGAACAUGGACCUAUUUCGGUGGAAACUGAGGGACGAAGAUUUGCUGAAGAUUAGCACAAUACCGCAAUCGAGAGGACUUACUGGAGAUAACUUUGUGUCCGUUAAUGGCCCUUAUAAGUCGAUCGAGGAACUGUGGGAUGGAGAUGUUUGAUCGUCCUGAGUUGCUUUAGCUUCACAAUAUGCCUGGUUGUUUCUAUCAAUUGACGAUGUGGUUUUUUAAACCUUAACUGCACUUGUUACUGGCAAUCUAUCAUGUAGUUCUUCACUUUGGGUGUUUUACUAAAACAGUAGAAUAAAAUGUUGGAUCAUUAUUGAUGUACUCA
This is a messenger RNA of Zingiber officinale, 1275 nucleotides long. RefSeq names its product non-functional NADPH-dependent codeinone reductase 2-like. Gene Ontology annotation, cellular component: cytosol. The transcript has 3 exons. Lineage: Eukaryota; Viridiplantae; Streptophyta; Magnoliopsida; Zingiberales; Zingiberaceae. Gene Ontology annotation, molecular function: aldose reductase (NADPH) activity. The coding region runs from base 138 to 1103 and encodes 321 amino acids. The record is from RefSeq and is a predicted model, not a curated record.